Messenger RNA from Gasterosteus aculeatus aculeatus (three-spined stickleback), 2744 nucleotides. It is a transcript of the gene kctd13, whose product is annotated as potassium channel tetramerization domain containing 13. Gene Ontology annotation, biological process: protein homooligomerization; negative regulation of Rho protein signal transduction; proteasome-mediated ubiquitin-dependent protein catabolic process. Gene Ontology annotation, molecular function: ubiquitin-protein transferase activity; protein binding. Gene Ontology annotation, cellular component: Cul3-RING ubiquitin ligase complex. The record is from RefSeq and is a predicted model, not a curated record. Lineage: Eukaryota; Metazoa; Chordata; Actinopteri; Perciformes; Gasterosteidae.
AAUACAGUUCGGUGUUGUCUCCGCAAUGAGCAGCUGAUACAAAUGAACAAUUGUCCUUUAAGUAAUCAAUACUGUAGAUAGUAUUCAUGUAACUCGGUGGUCGCCAGUGCAACGUUACCGUUUCCAUCGCUACGGGCGGCGCUGCUGCGCGCUCGAAACGAAGCUGAAGCAGAAGAAGAAAGCGGCGGAAGAAGACGUGCGGUUUCGUUUCCGAGUAACCUACUUAGCUCCUUCUAUUACCACCAGUUAACUCUCUUUAUCUCCUGCAAUGGAACUGGCUGUUCUUACAAAGGCGCUUGGCGUUAUUUGAGGGCAAGUUUCACGCUGUUCCCCCAAGAAACGAUUCAAAACAAAUGAGCAGUCGUAGCUUAAGGCGUAGCUAAAACGAUUAGCCAUUGUUAGCCUCUUGGAUUUAGCUAACGUUAGCUGGGCUGGCUGCGAUUAAAAUGAGUUGUCAAACGUUAGCCGUAUCAAUGUUAGUUGGCUAGCUGAGGAUCGAUUGCUAGAAGAUUUAACGAGUGCACGUGUAGCUCUCUUGGGCCAACGUUAGCUAGGUUGAACUCCUGGAUGUUCAGUGUGCCAGGAAGUGACUCUUGAGCUCCAUGUCUGCUGAGGCUUCGGUAGGCGGUCAUGCUGCUGACUCGGCCCAGUCUGCUGUUUCCCAGCCUGCCUUCCACAACACGGAUGAGUUUAGGAAUCACGGUCUUCUCGGGAGCAAAUAUGUCAAAUUAAACGUGGGCGGCUCACUGCACUAUACAACCGUUCAAACGUUAAGCAAGGAGGACAGUCUGCUGAGGAGCAUAUGCAAUGGAGGAACGGAGGUUUCCAUUGAUUCAGAAGGUUGGGUAGUUUUGGACAGAUGCGGCCGACAUUUUGAACUUGUUUUGAACUUCCUGCGAGACGGAUCAGUGCCACUCCCAGAGGACCACAGAGAACUGGAGGAGGUUCUCAAGGAGGCCCAGUACUAUCAGGUCCAGGGACUGGUCCAGCACUGCCUCGGCGCCAUGCAGAAACAAAAGGAUGUCUUUGAAACUGUGUGUCGCAUCCCUAUGAUCACCUCAGCCAAAGAAGAACAGAAGAUGAUCGCCACUUGUAGAAAGCCGGUGGUAAAGUUGCAGAACAAUCGAGGAAACAACAAAUACUCCUACACCAGCAACUCUGAUGAUAACCUGCUGAAGAACAUUGAACUGUUUGACAAACUGGUGCUACGAUUUAAUGGCCGCGUCGUGUUCGUCAAAGAUGUGCUCGGGGAUGAGAUCUGCUGUUGGUCUUUUUAUGGUGAAGGGCGCAAGAUUGCUGAAGUAUGCUGCACUUCCAUCGUCUACGCCACAGAGAAGAAGCAGACCAAAGUUGAGUUUCCAGAGGCCCGAAUCUUUGAAGAGACCCUCAAUAUCCUCAUUUACGAGAAUGGAAGGGGAUCUGGUCCAGGAGGCCUGCACCUUUUAGAUUCGAGGGGCUCAGGUUCUUCCCUGGGAGCCGAGGAAGAAGGUGCUUCUGGGGGCGACAGGCGAGUAAGACGGAUCCAUGUAAGGAGGCAUAUUAUGCACGAUGAAAGAGGACCCGGUCAACAAACCGUGUACAAGGACUAAUAAUGUGAAACAUAAGUCUUGGGAGAGUGAAUUUAUGUGUGUUCAUUUUGUCUUGAUUGCUGGAAUGAAAGAUGUGCUUGAUCAGAACUCUCUCCGUAGUCAUUAAAAUAUCUUGACAUGUCACUGCACAGAAAUGUAGGGGUUGAUGAUCUGUAACUGAAGUAGGAGCUGUUUGGACAUGACAAAAGCUCCUGUUGGCAAGGAAACAAAUUGUGUACAUUAUUUAUAUAGGAAAUGUGUAAAUUUACCUGGGAAAUUAAACUGGCAUAGAUGUUGCUUUUCAUUUGUUAAGGAACUUCCUGUAUGUUACCGAAUGGGCCCAAAAGGCCAUCCCCCAAUCCCACCUGCUGGUGGGUGUUCAUGAUAUGCACUGGCCUCCUCCUCUGUUUGACCUAUAGGAAACAAUAUCAGUCUGUCUAUUCUUAAGUUGAACUGAUUUUCUGCCUGGUCGUAAUUAACAGAGGCCGGUUUAGACUAGAUAUGUUAACACUGGAAUAAAACUGUGUAGCCAUCUAAGGAAGGUUGUCUAUGAAUGAGAUUGUUGAGCAGCUCCAUUUUCUUUAUUUAAAUUAUUACUGCUGUUUCUUUCAAGAUGUUUUUAUUCAUUAAUUUAUGAACCUAAUUUAUUGUUUCCUAUUUAACUUUUGUAUUGUAUGCAAUCUUUGUGUUAACUAGUGCUUAAGUGAGUUAAAAUGUUGGAACGAUAUGAUGCACUCUAUAGCUCACACCAGAUUUUGAAUUUACUCCUGUAAACGACUAGAUAGUGUACUUACAUUUCAGUUUCAUGAGGAACCAUGAUCAUUUCUUUGAUAUUGUGUUUUAUUCUGAGCCAUGAUCAUUUCACUUUUGCUUUACGUUUUAUACUGAACCACUGAAAUCUACUGCAGGUAUUUGGCCAUAUGGUGAUGAUAAAGGCAAUUCAUUUUUUUUUUGUAUUGCCCCUGGGAGAGUGUACACAUUUGUUUUUGGUAGUCACCCGUGUUUUGAGUAAACUUAAUUCUGAAUAUUGGGGUGGGGGGGCACAUUGAAUGAGAGCAAUAUGUCUCAGAUCCUUAAUAAUAUCACCUUUUAGAAUUCCUUAAAAUAUGCACUAAUAUGACUUCCGUCCUGUUGUGGUCAUGGGAAUGUUCUGAAUAAAUUGUUGGUGAAAUCAAA